AUGCCAAACGGAGCUGGGUCCAAGUCUUCAGCGGCGGCUGCGGCCGGAGUGGGCGACGGCGAGUCUAUUCUCAACGCCAGCAGCAACAAUGUCAACGGCAGCUACUCCAAAGCGCUAAACUCGGGCACGGUGUCGCCGGCAUCGAAGAAGUCGCCUCGCCUGCCCAAGUGUGCCCGGUGCAGGAAUCACGGCUACGUGUCGGCCCUGAAGGGGCACAAGAGGUUCUGCAUGUGGAGAGAGUGCCAGUGCAAGAAAUGCAACUUGAUCGCAGAGAGACAGCGAGUCAUGGCAGCGCAGGUUGCCCUCAGGAGACAGCAGGCUCAAGAGGAGGAACUGGGCAUCAGCCGACCCAUUCCCCUGCCCGGAGCCGCCGAACUGCUCAUCAAGCGUGAGAAUGCAACUCCCAACAGCUCGUGUGCGCUGGGCACCGGGGGAGCGGGCUUGUCGUCGAACCCAACCACACCGGUCACUUCCUCAGAGGGGCGAUUGCAUCUCCAGGAUAUCCCUUCCAUAACCAGCAGAGGGCACCUGGAGGCCACCCCAGACCUGGUAGUGGACUCUUCCUACUACAGCAACUUUUACCAGCCGUCUCUCUAUCCAGCUUACUACAACAAUCUUUACAACUAUCCCCAGUACCAGGUGGCGGUGGCAGGAGAUUCACCUGCUUCUGAUGUGGGUUCAACACUGGGAGGGGCAACAGUGAAAAACAGCCUCCGUGGACUCUCUGCAUCGUUAGUAUCUGGCCAAACAGGAAACCAAUGGCAGCAAAUGAAAACUCCAGAGAGCCGGUUUUCGGGCCACAAUGUGACACCUCAGUACAGGAUGCAUUCUUACUACUCUGCUGCCUCUUACCUGGGCCAGGGGCUAAGCACAGCUGCAUGUGUUCCUCAGCUGUUCACACUGGAAGAUGGCUCCUCCUUCUCAGAUGUAAAAUCCAAUGGCACGAACCAGGAGCAUGAUGCAGUGCUACCUAUUGUAAUGAGUGCAGGUUCAAAAACACUCAGGACACUUCACGAUCCAAGAUAA
Molecule: messenger RNA, 1026 nt
Organism: Amblyraja radiata (thorny skate)
Lineage: Eukaryota; Metazoa; Chordata; Chondrichthyes; Rajiformes; Rajidae
Product: doublesex- and mab-3-related transcription factor 1
Exons: 5
Coding region: 1-1026 (341 amino acids)
Biological process (GO): regulation of transcription by RNA polymerase II; sex differentiation
Cellular component (GO): nucleus
Molecular function (GO): DNA-binding transcription factor activity, RNA polymerase II-specific; RNA polymerase II cis-regulatory region sequence-specific DNA binding
Source: RefSeq, a predicted model, not a curated record